AUGACCAGUGCCACCUUACCUUUAAUCCCUGUACCUUCAGAAAGGGGAAAGUUUUAUCUGAUUAUUGAGGAGCUGAGCCAGCUCUUCCGCUCCCUUGUCCCCAUCCAGCUAUGGUAUAAAUACAUCAUGGGAGAUGAUCCAUCCAGCAGCUACUUUCUGGGGGGGAUCCUGAUCAUCCUGUACAGCCUCUGCAAGUCUUUUGACAUCUGUGGUCGUGUGGGAAGUGUCCGGAAGGCACUGAAGGUCCUUUGCACCCCACAGACCUAUGGAGUUCGUGCUACCAGCCAGCAGUGCAGCGAGGCAGGUGACAUCUGUGCCAUUUGCCAAGCAGAAUUCCGGGAACCUUUGAUCCUUAUGUGCCAGCAUGUGUUUUGUGAAGAAUGCCUCUGCCUCUGGUUUGACAGGGAGAAGACCUGUCCUCUCUGUCGUUCUGUCACAGUAGAAACCCUGCGUUGCUGGAAAGAUGGCACCACCUCUGCUCAUUUCCAGGUGUAUUAA
Leptosomus discolor (cuckoo roller) is the source of this 498-nucleotide messenger RNA. Lineage: Eukaryota; Metazoa; Chordata; Aves; Leptosomiformes; Leptosomidae. The record is from RefSeq and is a predicted model, not a curated record.